This is a messenger RNA of Arvicola amphibius (Eurasian water vole), 915 nucleotides long. It is a transcript of the gene Trem2, whose product is annotated as triggering receptor expressed on myeloid cells 2. The transcript is spliced from 5 exons. Gene Ontology annotation, molecular function: signaling receptor activity. Bases 63 to 752 code for a protein of 229 amino acids. NCBI's taxonomy places the organism in Eukaryota, Metazoa, Chordata, Mammalia, Rodentia, Cricetidae. Gene Ontology annotation, cellular component: cell surface. The record is from RefSeq and is a predicted model, not a curated record.
ACAAGAUCUUGCACAAGGGACUCCCCACAUCUGUUCUCUCCGGCUGGCUGAGGAAGGGAGCCAUGGGGCCUCUGCACCUGUUUCUCCUGCUACUGAUCACAGAGUUGUCCCGAGCCCUCAACACAACAGUGCUGCAGGGUGUGGCUGGCCGGUCCCUGCGGGUAUCAUGUACUUACGACUCCUUGAAGCACUGGGGGAGACGCAAGGCUUGGUGUCGCCAGCUGGCUGAGGACGGCCCAUGUGAGCGUGUGGUGAGCACACACAGCGUGUGGUUGUUGGCCUUCCUGAGGAAACGGAAUGGGAGCACGGUCAUCACGGAUGACACCCUGGCUGGAACCCUCACUGUCACUCUGCGAAACCUCCAAGCCGGUGACGCGGGUCUCUACCAGUGUCAGAGUCUCCGAGGUCAAGAGGCUGAUGUUCUCCAGAAGGUCCUGGUGAAGGUACUGGCAGACCCUCUAGAUGACCAAGAUGCUGGAGAUCUCUGGGUCUCUGAGGAAUCAGAGAGUAUUGAGGGUGCCCAAGUGGAACACAGCACCUCCAGGAGCCAAUCAGGAGAGACCUCCUUCCCACCCACUUCCAUUCUCCUCCUCCUGGUCUGUGUGGUCUUCAGCAAGCUUCUUACAGCUAGCGUCCUCUGGGCUAUGGCCAGGGGCAGGCAGAAGCUGGGGUCACCUGUGGCCAGUGAGCUGGACUGCAGCUGCGAAGCUGGGCACCAACUUCAGAUCUUGACUGGACCCAGAGAUGCGUGAGAGAACUUCAAGUUGGAGAAGCCCCCCUGGAGUCCAUCCACGGGUCAUCCAGUUUGGGUUCUCUGCCCACUGGCACCAAGAAUUCUGCUUCUGCUAGCUUGGCUUCAGAGGCUACUUCUGCCUAAACCCAGUCUCUCCUAGAAGCAGGAAUAAUCAUGCCAAA